AUGUACACUCUUCUUGUGUGUGCAGAUCUCUAUGGGGAUAAAUGCAACUUGGAGCUUGGUUUCCUUUCUAUGCCGACAAUGACGGAGUUGCAAGAGAAGGUGCUUCAGGUGUUUGAGGCUGAAGCUAAUAUACGAAGACCAUCAGGGUACCCAGUGAUGGAUUUUACUAUCGCACGCAUCCAAAUAUAUGAUGAUGCACUUUUGAAGUGGGUGGAUUUAGUUUCACAGACUCAGAUGCAUGAGUACGAUCAGUUAUACGUUUUUCAACCACAAACUACGUGGCAUACAGAUGUGCAAAAGGAUCUUCCUCCGCCUUGCCCUCCAUCAAAGAGUCUUGCCGCAUCUGUGGUACACUCGAUGGUUAAUUCACCAUACAAAAGUGCAGUUAUUACGGGACACACAUCUUAUCGAAACGACACGCCGUGUGCAUCGACAACUGGCAGUAUGGCUCUUUCACCUACAAGGAUGCGAUUAGAGGAGCAACGACGAAGAGAGCGCGCAUUGCAGGAGGAAUUGAACCGUAUUCGUGAUGAGUCAGCCCGACUCGAGCGUGAACUCAUCAUGGAAGAGGAAGAUAACCGGGCACGUGAUCAGGAACAAAAAAAUCGAAUUUUACGCCAAAAAGAAGAGGAAGUUUUUCGUCAGCGAGAGAUUCUCAUGCGCUCUCAAGAAGAAUUCCGCCGACUUCAAUCCGAGACGACGCAGUAUUAA
Messenger RNA from Trypanosoma cruzi, 711 nucleotides. RefSeq lists its product as uncharacterized. The transcript has a single exon. The coding region runs from base 1 to 711 and encodes 236 amino acids. The record is from RefSeq and is a predicted model, not a curated record. NCBI's taxonomy places the organism in Eukaryota, Euglenozoa, Kinetoplastea, Trypanosomatida, Trypanosomatidae.